This is a messenger RNA of Mitosporidium daphniae, 594 nucleotides long. Its product is annotated as calcineurin regulatory subunit B. Gene Ontology annotation, molecular function: calcium ion binding. The transcript is spliced from 2 exons. The record is from RefSeq and is a predicted model, not a curated record. Bases 1 to 594 code for a protein of 197 amino acids. Lineage: Eukaryota; Fungi; Microsporidia.
AUGGGACUACGAAUCUCUAGCCCCCUGCUUCCAAUUGAGGAUCUUGAGGUGCUUUCCGCUUCGACAAAAUUGUCAAAAGAGCAAAUCAUUUCGCUUUACAAACGGUUUCAGCGGCUGGAUAAGGAUGGAUCCGGCACGCUGUCACAGCAAAAGUUGAUGAACAUCCCCGAAUUUGCUAUGAACCCAUUGGCACCCAGACUGGUGGCCAUUUUCCAACAAGCACAGGCCAACCGGCAAUUUCCAGCCAACUCGUCGGACCAAAUCGACUUUUUAACAUUUGCUCGUACGUUGUCCCAAUUUUCGGACACGGCAAGUCAAAACGAUAGACUUGACCUGGCCCUGCGUAUCAUCGACUGCGAUUGUGACAGCCAUGUGUCGAUCAAAGAUAUUUUCAACAUUUUGAAGCUGAUGGUGGGCGACCAAGUUCCUGACGCCGAGCUGACGCCGAUCUCGGAGACUCUUUUCAGCGAAUUGGUGUGUAAAGCCCGGGGCUCCAAAUGUGAUCAAAGCCCACUGUCAAAGGAUGAGUUUUUUUCCAUUCUACUCGAAAGGCCUUCGUUGGACCUGUUAGCCUUGCCGAUUUUACACGCUUAG